Messenger RNA from Bolinopsis microptera, 1182 nucleotides. RefSeq lists its product as uncharacterized. The record is from RefSeq and is a predicted model, not a curated record. The coding region runs from base 17 to 487 and encodes 156 amino acids. The transcript has 4 exons. Lineage: Eukaryota; Metazoa; Ctenophora; Tentaculata; Lobata; Bolinopsidae.
UAAUAGUGGCAAUGAAAUGGAUGAUUCAGAAGUCUCUGCCAAACUUUACGAAAACGUGUCUUUAGGUUAUGCAGGUUACCUAGAGGUGGAUAAUAGUUCUCUCUUAACCCAGCUAGACUGUGAAGUGGAUGGAAUUCAGAAACUGAUGGACGAACUCUAUACCACUCUCCUUACUCUUCAGGACUCGAAUAAGGAGGUGCUGGAUGCAAGACUGACUCUGUUCUCUGAGAAAGCUAAAGAACUGGAGUCAUUAUUUACACAGAUAGAUAUCAUCCAUCAGGCAGUUUCUAACAUCUCCUCUAAUGUCACCCAGUUGGAGGUAGCAGCCACUGCAAUAGAUAAGCAAGUAGACUCCAAUCCGCUUAAGAAGAUGUUUGGUUUCUUCAAGGGGAGCUCUGAAAGAGAAAGUGACGAAGUGACAAUUCCUCAAAUUUUUAACACACAAACAUUACUGUCACGUGAUGUCACACCACGAGAAGUGAGGUGACAUUAAACCAUUACCCUAGCAACUAGCCAUUACCUAGCAACUAACCAUUACCUAGCAACUAGCCAUUACCUAGCAACUAGCAACUAACCAUUACCUAGCAACUAAUCAAUAACCAUUACCCUAGCAACUAACUAUUACCUAGCAACUAACCAUUACCUAGCAACUAACCAUUACCUAGCAACUAACCAUUACCUAGCAACUAACCAUUACCCUAGCAACUAACCAUUACCUAGCAACUAAGUAUUACCCUAGCAACUAACCAUUACCUAGCAACUAACUAUUACCUAGCAACUAGCCAUUACCUAGCAACUAGCAACUAACCAUUACCUAGCAACUAAUCAAUAACCAUUACCCUAGCAACUAACUAUUACCUAGCAACUAACCAUUACCUAGCAACUAACCAUUACCUAGCAACUAACCAUUACCUAGCAACUAACCAUUACCCUAGCAACUAACCAUUACCUAGCAACUAAGUAUUACCCUAGCAACUAACCAUUACCUAGCAACUAACUAUUACCUAGCAACUAGCCAUUACCUAGCAACUAACCAUUACCUAGCAACUAACUAUUACCUAGCAACUAACCAUUACCUAGCAACUAACCAUAAUUACCUAGCAACUAACCAUUACCCUAGCAACUAACCAUUACCUAGCAACUAACCAUUACCUAGCAACUAACCAUUACCUAGCAACUAAA